This is a messenger RNA of Brassica rapa (field mustard), 927 nucleotides long. RefSeq lists its product as uncharacterized. The record is from RefSeq and is a predicted model, not a curated record. Lineage: Eukaryota; Viridiplantae; Streptophyta; Magnoliopsida; Brassicales; Brassicaceae.
AUGAACAAGCCAUUGUUCAUGAACAUUGUGGAUCGACUCUCCAACGAAGUUCAAUAUUUUCGGGAAACAAAAGAUGGUCUCGGAAGGAACAGUCUCUCUCCACUUCAAAAGUGUACCGCCGCCAUUCGUGUCUUGGCAUAUAGUUCUGCAGCUGAUACCGUCGACGAAUACCUCCGGCUCGGUGAAACAACAACUCGGUUAUGUGUAGAAAAUUUUGUGGAAGGGAUAAUAAAUUUGUUCGGCGAAGAAUACCUAAGAAAACCAACACCAGCUGAUCUUCAACGUCUACUUGAUAUUGGAGAGUAUCGUGGCUUUCCUGGGAUGAUAGGAAGCAUCGAUUGUACGUUAAAUGAUAUCAAUGUUCUUGAUCGUUCACCAGUUUUUGAUGACAUAAUAAAUGGUCAAGCUCCAAAAGUCACUUUCUCUGUCAACGGACAUCAGUAUAAUAUGGCUUACUAUCUCACCGAUGGUAUUUAUCCGAAAUGGUCAACUUUUAUCCAAUCUAUUCGUAUACCACAAGGGCCGCAAGCAGUUUUAUUUGCUCAGCAUCAAGAAGCUGCCCGAAAAGUUGUAGAGUGGGCUUUUGGAGUCUUGCAAGCUCGCUUUGGCAUUGUUAAAAAUCCAGCGAGGAGUUGGGAUAAAGUCAAAAUUGAGAAGAUUAUGAGAGCAUGUAUCAUACUCCAUAAUAUAAUCGUCGAAAACGAAAGAGACGGUUACACUCAAUUUGAUGUUCGAGGGUUCCAACAAGGAGAAGACCAAGGAAGUUCACAUGUUGAUCUCACGUAUUCUACAGAUAUCCCUUCAAAUAUCGCAAAUAUGAUGGGUGUUCGAACAAGAAUUCGUGAUACACAAAAGCAUCAACAACUGAAAGAUGAUUUGGUUGAACACAUAUGGCGUAGAUUUGGAGGUGGUGAAGACAACAAUUGA